AAGUAAAUUUUAAAUUUAAACAAAAUAAUAAAUCUAGCAAUUUCAGAGCGAAUGAUGUCACAUAAAAUAAUUGAAUGUUAUAAUGUAAGAAAGUUUAGGUUGUUGUCCCUCAUCAUAUUGCAUUACAUUUAUUAAUGAAAAUUUAGUUGGAGAUGAUCAAAUAGAAUAGAAUCAAAAGAAUAAAGAGAAGUCAAAGGCUAAAAACCAUCCAUCCAUUCAUUCAUAGGUAGUGCUUGAAACACAAAGGCCAUGAAGCAUCCAUCAUCCAACAACAACAACAAGGUCUCUCUCUCUCUCUCUGAGAAAAGCUAAAUGGUGAUUCCUCCUCCACCGAUCACACUCACACCCACUAACCGAUACCUGUAACCUCAUCACCACCUUCCUCUUCCCAAUUCCCAAACCAACCCAACCCUCUCCUUCAUUUUUAUUUUUCAAAAAAUAAAUAAAAAAAUAAAAUAAAACCUUCCACUGAGGUUCAAGCACGUCACAUCCUGUUAUAUCUCUCUCUCUCUCUCUCUCUCUCUCUCUCUCUCUAUCACCCUUCAUCUCGCUCGUUUUCUCAAUCUCGCUUCUUCAAACCCAUGCUCGCCAAUUAGGGUUUCCCGAUUUCGUGAAAGGGAAAAGGGAAAUUGAAGAACAAGAAGAUGAUGAUGAUGAAGAUUUGGGGAUUGAAGAUUGUGUUGGCCAUGUUCCUCUGUUGUGGGACCCUCUCCUGCACCGCUCAUCCGCGUAGGGUUUCUCUCUCCUCCACCGUUUGUCCUGCGGAGACCAUUUUCGAUUUCAUCUUAGGGUUUCCCGACAAGACCUGUUCCGUGCCCGAUUCUCUUCGAUCCAUUCGUUAUGUUGGUGUCACCGAGGGAGAUGAGGUUACUUUGCAGAAAGCGCUGAAUAUGGUUCACAAAAAUAAUCAGGAGUAUGUAGCUAUACUGUUCUAUGCAUCGUGGUGUCCUUUCUCUCGGAUAUUUAGACCAGUUUUCUCCGUCCUCUCUCUACUAUAUCCUUCAAUUCCUCAUUUUGCUAUUGAAGAAUCAUCCGUGAGGCCAAGCACGCUGUCUAAAUAUGGUGUCCAUGGUUUUCCUACGCUGUUCAUUUUAAAUUCUACCAUGCGAGUUCGUUAUCAGGGAUCUCGAACCCUUGGUUCUCUCGUUGGUUUCUACAGUGAUGUCACUGGGAUUAGGAUUGAUUCACUUGAUCAAGUGUCCCUUGACAAUGUUGGGCGUCCAUCAGCUAAUGAGAUUAAUGGUAACACUGAGCCAGAAAGCUGUCCAUUUUCAUGGGCUAGGUCCCCUGAAAAUUUACUGCGCCAGGAAACUUAUUUGGCUCUGGCCACUGCUUUUGUGGUUUUGAGAUUACUCUACUUAUUUUUUCCUACACUACUUAUAUGUUUUCAAUAUGCUUGGAGACGGGUCAUUCGAAAUGUAAGAUUAGGGAGCUUGCCAGAUCAUGCGUUGGUUUAUUUGAAGCGAAUAAUACAGUCAUUUAAGUCACUGAAAGAGCCAUGCAAGAGAAGUAAUCUGCAAGAAGGAGCAUUCAAUGCUAAAGCAUGGGCUUCCAAGUCCCUUGCCACAGUUUCAAUUGGAGAGGAAAGUAGCAGCCGUGGGAUUCACCAGUAAGUUGACUGUACCGAGCAGUUUUCCCUUGUGAAGUUGGAGAUUUGAAUAUCCCCUAUGAAAGGCUUGGCUGCAAGUUAUGCCAUGUGUUUUUGUAUCAAGCAUCAUCUUCACACCUUUGAACCUCAUGCUUAUGAGGUCAAUUAUGUUACUGAAUGAUGUAAUCGACCUUGAUUUGUCGAUAUGAUCACGAAAUACUUCAUUUAGCUUUCUAGAAAAUUGAGACUUCAAUGUGUAUAGUUUAAAUUUAGCAAACUUGAGGUGCAAUCUGUAAUUCUUUGACUUGUAGGUUUUCUUUGAAGGUCAAAUCUUUUGAUCAUCAUAAAUUUAUUUUUGUUGGGAAUGAAAUCGUUGUAAUUCUUGCCUCGUACUGAUUGGAUACCAUGUUCAUGUGUGGUUAUUUGUAAAAUUUCCAAAGCAAUAAGUAUGACUAAAAUAUAGGAGUAUUUAUAUAAAAACUAGAGUAUUUGUUUGAA
Lotus japonicus is the source of this 2086-nucleotide messenger RNA. RefSeq names its product 5'-adenylylsulfate reductase-like 4. The record is from RefSeq and is a predicted model, not a curated record. The transcript has 4 exons. Lineage: Eukaryota; Viridiplantae; Streptophyta; Magnoliopsida; Fabales; Fabaceae. Bases 645 to 1613 code for a protein of 322 amino acids.